AUGCGAUGCGCGAGCAAGGCCGCCGAGAGCGCGUCCGCACGUCUCUGUGCGGACGCCGAAGCAGAAACCACAGCAACUGAUGUCUCAUCGGUUGCUGAAGCGACUCAGCCUGUGUCACCUGGUGAUGCAGGCGCUGGUCAUGAAGACACUCAUGUCUUCACAGAGUACGAGCUCGGUGUCUCGUACUCUCCUGAUACGGAUGACGGAUCCGUAUCGACGGCGAUUGAAUCUAAGCCGCCUGCCAAGCGUGGCAUGGAUGAUGCUAUGCGUCGUAGCAUUUUUGGUUCAUCUGAUGAAUCAGAUGAACCAUCGCCGAAGCGAAGGCGCUCGAGGUCGCGAGACUCGGGCGCUAACAGUGGUGUCAGUUCUCCUAUUGACACCACUUCACAGCGAGGUGCCAGUACUUCUGUCGGCACAUCGCAGGAAGAGCGGGACCGCAAUGUGUUGCGUCUCGCUCCUGAGAAGAAGGCAUGGAUGCCUCCAAAAUCCGUCAUGGAUCACUUGUCGGCGACGACGAGUGAUCGUUAUCGAACACGAUUGUUCGAUUCGUCAAGGAUCCAUCACCUUGACCCCAGCGCGAAAAACUAUCGCGCUGAACAUGAAUUCUUCCAUCAAUGCUUUCUUCAAACAUCGAUGGUACAGUGGGAAUCACAAACGUGA
This is a messenger RNA of Peronospora matthiolae, 660 nucleotides long. NCBI's taxonomy places the organism in Eukaryota, Oomycota, Peronosporomycetes, Peronosporales, Peronosporaceae. The record is from the annotation of a GenBank genome assembly.